Molecule: messenger RNA, 911 nt
Organism: Ananas comosus (pineapple)
Lineage: Eukaryota; Viridiplantae; Streptophyta; Magnoliopsida; Poales; Bromeliaceae
Exons: 3
Coding region: 75-620 (181 amino acids)
Source: RefSeq, a predicted model, not a curated record
ACCUGAAGUGCAUAUACAACACAAUCACUAGUUACAAUUUGUUGCAUAGUUUUAAGAUUACUGGAGUAAGGAAAAUGGGACACAAGGGUGAGGGUGUUACUGUAGGGUGCAAAGUCCUACCCAUUUGCGACGCGGUCUCGGCGACCGGGCCCAACGGCGCGGACAGCGGCGGAGAGGGUUCGUCGGAGAAGGAGGCCGGGCGUAGUGGGGAGAGGCGGCGUGCGCUGUCGCGGAUGAAGGAGCUCAUCAAGUGGGCAGCAGCAGCUAAGUCCCACAAAGUUGGUAGCAAAGCAUGGAAGAUCUUGUACUUCAAAAGCAGAGCAUCACUUAAGGACCCACUUGAUGACCAUAUGAGCUCGAACUCGAGCAAGAUCAGCUUCCGGUGGGACGUCGGCAGCUGCUCGUCGACGUCGACGGUGUAUUCACCGUUGUCAGCGUUCGCAUCCACAGCGCGAACCACACAUAUGAUAGUGAAGAGCUGCUCCAACCUCUCAGUUGCUCUGCAAAGCACAGAGUGUGAUGAUCUCAGAAACUCAUGCAGCCUAAACACUGAGGGGGGGUGUGUCAGAACAGGGCAGUGGAUCACUACAGAUUCUGAUUUUGUGGUGCUGGAGCUAUGAAAAGGAAAUGAAGGAAACUGGGUGUGCUAAAAUGAUCUCUCUCUGGAACAAUUGGCAACAACCAUUCCUCAUGGUGGAAACAAUGGAAAAUUGAAACAACAAAUCAAAAUGGGAGGAUAUUAACUAAGCAUCAAGCAGAGUACGAUGAAUGUAAAUCUCCUAUGAAGGGUUUAGACAAUAAUGCAAUUCUAAAAUUAGCACUUGGAUAAAGCUUGGUACCAUGAAACAUUAGUUCAGUAGAGUGACAAAUGCAAACUAAUCCAAACUCAUAAUUUAUUCUAAUUUCGAAUC